This is a messenger RNA of Hibiscus syriacus, 1683 nucleotides long. RefSeq lists its product as uncharacterized. Bases 502 to 1419 code for a protein of 305 amino acids. NCBI's taxonomy places the organism in Eukaryota, Viridiplantae, Streptophyta, Magnoliopsida, Malvales, Malvaceae. The transcript has 2 exons. The record is from RefSeq and is a predicted model, not a curated record. Gene Ontology annotation, molecular function: zinc ion binding.
GAUAGCCCGCACCACAAACCAAAAGAAAUUGCCAGAGACAUUCUUCGUGAUUUUGGGCUUGAGCUGAACUAUGCACAAGUAUGGCGUGGAGUUGAAGAUGCUCGGCAGCAACUUCAGGGUUCAUACAAAGAAGCAUAUGGUCAGUUGCCUUGGUACUGUGAAAAGAUAGAGGAGGCAAAUCCUGGUAGUUUUACACAGCUUCUCAUUGGAGAUGAUAGACGAUUUCAGCGUCUUUUUAUAUCCUUUCACGCUACAGUUUAUGGUUUCCAAAGUGGGUGUCGUCCACUGCUUUUCCUUGAGGCCAUCCCAUUGAAAUCAAAAUACCAUGAAACUCUGCUCACUGCCACUGGACUGGAUGGUGAUGAUGGGAUUUUCCCUGUUGCAUUUGCUGUUGUAGACAAUGAAAAUGAAGACAGUUGGAAUUGGUUUUUGGAGCAGUUGAGAUCUCAAGUGUCGACCUCUUGUCCUCUAACCUUUGUCUCUGAUAGAGAUAAAGGAUUAAUGAAGCAUGUGCUUGAAAUAUUUGAGAAUGCUCACCAUGGUUACUCUAUAUACUACUUGAUGGACAGCUUCAUUCAAAACUUAAAGGGACCAUUCCAUGGAGAAGGGAGAGCUUCAUUGCCUGGUUGUUUCUUGGCUGCAGCAAAAGCAGCCCGACUUGGUGGUUUUAGGAUGUACACAGAGCAAAUUAAACGUGUUUCUUCAAGUGCUUAUGAUUGGAUUAUGCAAAAUGAGCCUGAAUACUGGGCAAAUACAUUUUUCAAGGGUGAGCUUUAUAAUCACAUAACACUCAACAUUGCAGAGUCAUAUGCUAACUGGAUAGAGGAAGCACGUGAACGACCCAUCAUGCAAAAGAUAGAAGUAUUAAGAUGUAAAAUCAUGGAAUUAAUGGAAAGUCGACGAAUGGAAUCAAGUAACUGGACUACGAAACUUACACCAUCAAAGCAGGAAAUGUUACAAGAAGAAUUUGCAAAAGCACGUGGACUGAAAGUAUUAUUCUCAUCCGACACCCUAUUUGAAGUUCAUGAUAGUUCCAUUAAUGUUGUGGAUAUUGUUAAACAACACUGCAGUUGUGCUAUGUGGAAACCAACUGGGCUUCCUUGCCAUCAUGCGAUUGCUGUCUUUAACUGCACAGGUAGGAAUGUGUAUGAUUAUUGUUCAAGGUACUUCACAGCAGAUAGCUUCCGAUCAACAUAUUCCGGUAGCAUAAAUCCUACUUCGACCAUUGCUUAUUCCGGUGGAGAUGAAGAUCAUGAAGAAGAUGAUGAGCAGAUAUUGCCUCCAAUCGCACAACCAUUAGGCCAACAGCAGAAGAAGUUUAAAUGGAACAAAAGCCAGGGAAUUAUCAGAAGAUCCGUCUGUUGCACUCGGUGCAAAGGAGUCGGGCACAAUAAGGUUUCAUGCAAGGCAAGCUUUUAGGGAGCAUUUACCUUAUGUGUGUAUGUAUAACGCUGUACAGCUUUCAUGGUUGCUUUAGGUAAUUUCCAGCUACUUUGAAUAACAAUCUCCAUGGACUUAACUACAUUAGCAUGCCAUGAAUAGUUGUCUUGUUCUUUGAAGUUGCAUUUAUGUAUUAGGCUAAAGUACUUGGACUUUGUUGAAUUGUGUUUGGAUCGAGUCAUUCAAGUCUUUUCUCUUUAUUACAUUUUUCAUGUUUAGUACUUGGAUUAAUUGCUGUUUGAU